Molecule: messenger RNA, 807 nt
Organism: Micromonas pusilla CCMP1545
Lineage: Eukaryota; Viridiplantae; Chlorophyta; Mamiellophyceae; Mamiellales; Mamiellaceae
Exons: 2
Coding region: 103-807 (234 amino acids)
Source: RefSeq, a predicted model, not a curated record
UGAAGCUGCGUACGUACUGUAUAUUACAGCGCGAGCUAAGCGUGUGAGUCUACGUAUGAUACAGCGCGAGGUAAUAAAUAUGUAGCGUAUACGUCGCGACGGAUGGCUCGGGAGCGGCGCGCCCUCCUCCUCUCGCUCCGUCCCGUCGGGUUCCUCCGUCUCGUCGUCAGUCUGGGGUUCGUUCCGUUCCGUUCCGUUCUCACCGAAAAAUCAAUCACAUCACGAUCACGAUCACGAUCACGCCGCGCGCGCCGUCGCGGCUCGGCGGAAGAACCCCCCGCUCGUCCCCCCCGGCGAGUUCGGCGCGAUCGGCAGCUCCAUCGACCCCCCGCGUUCGCGCUUAGAGCGCGGCGACCCCGGCGGCGACUUGGACCCGUCCGCCUCCGUCCGGUCGUCGUGAAACUUCGUCAGGCUCCGAUCAAAACUCGUCGUCCCCGAGCUCUUCGGCCCGCCCGUGGUGAGCAGCACCUCGCACAGCUCCAUGUACGUAAACGACUUGGCCUCGGACGUGAGCUGCAGCAGCCACUUGAAGUCGACGUACCCGACGUGCUUGGCGCCGACGCCGCACACUUUCGCGAACAAAACCUCCCCCCGCGCGUGGGUCAAGUCCGGACCCAACAGCUCGCAGUCCUCCAAAACCUUCCCCCACGUCGUGGAGGACAUCGCGCCCGGUCUGCCGCCGCCGAACGUGCAAAACGCGUCGAACACCAUCUCGACGCCGGGCACGCUCCUCGGCACGCUCCGCCCCGCUUUCCACCCAAACUUUUCAUUCUUUUUCCGCUCCUCCUUCUCCACGCCAAACUUUGA